AUGACUGCCCUUCGAUCCGUUGCCGCAUCGUUCCUCCUGAGUGCUGUGUCCGUUUUGUCUGAUUCGGUGUGCCUAAUUCUCCAAGUGCAUGAAUUUAGUCCUGUAAUGACUUCCAUCCUUACCAACUGCACUGGCACCACAUGCUCUGUGGACUUUGCCGAUUUCCCUGCAUCCGAAGGGUUGGAAAUGACCUGCUCAAACUUGACUGGAGCCAUCUUCCAGACAUAUGACGAGUCUUCCAUUUGCUCUGGAAAGACUUUGACAGCAGAGUAUAUUACUUUGACAGCAAAGAAUAUUCCCUACUGCUCGACUCAAAAGUGCGAUGCAAAUGAACUGAAGAAAGCCAAAGACGAAGUUGUCAAGGGCAUCAACAUGGUUUACUCGGAUGUUGGUAUUGAUUGCAGCGUUUCCGUCUCCGGUGCUGCCUUGGCCCAAGGUUUCAUGUUGAGUCUCAUGGCAGUUAUGGGACUUGCCGUCUACUUUGGUUAA
This is a messenger RNA of Seminavis robusta, 489 nucleotides long. The record is from the annotation of a GenBank genome assembly. Lineage: Eukaryota; Bacillariophyta; Bacillariophyceae; Naviculales; Naviculaceae.